AUAUCUCGGGAACAAUCAGCUACGGGGGUCAAUAGACCCGCUCUGCAAUCUGCCACAACUCAAACACCUUGAACUUUCAAGUAAUCUCUUCAGCGAUUCUCUCCCUGACGAAUGCAGCAGACUUACGGUCCUCACUCACAUGCAGAUUGACGGUAACCACAUUUCGGGAAGCAUCCCUGAUUCCUUUGGGCACAUGGCUUCUUUGGAUUUCCUUGAUUUGAGUUACAACUUGCUGAGUGGCAGCAUACCCGAUUCCUUCAGCCUCAUGCAGAGCCUCACAACCCUGAAACUGGAAAGCAAUCAGCUAAGCGGCUCCAUCCCGAGCUCUCUUGUGGCCAUGACGUCUCUAGUUCAACUCUCCUUUCGUCAGAAUUUGUUGACGGGCUCAAUCCCAGCGUCACUAGCCUCACUGCAGCAGCUUGUGGCCCUAUUGCUCGACUACAACCAUCUUACAGGGAGCAUCCCUGCUGCUUUGGCUGAUCUGCCCUUGAUCUACCUGUCAACCGCAUCCAACCCCACAUCCGGAUCCAUACCUACAGCCUUUGGCAAACUCACCAACAUUCUUGCUUUGGACCUCUCAAGCAAUCACUUACAUGGGACCAUUCCGAGCACCCUUAGCAACCUUUCCAAGCUUCUAACCCUCUCACUGGCGUUCAACCAGCUCUCGGGUCCCGUGGAUCACAUUCUGCAUGGCAUGCGAAACCUCUCAGUGCUGCUCCUACUACAGAACCACUUCUCCGGUGGUCUACCCAGCCUGGCGCCUUCAAGCCUGGUGCAGUACAGGGUGGACGACAACUUCUUCACACACGGCCAAGUCACGUUCCCCAACUGCUCUGCGGCCCUUUUCAGCACCAAGGCAAAUUGCCUUGCUGCUUCCCACACCAUUUGCGGCCAUGCUUUCACCCAGAGGCCGGCUGCUGCCUGUGCUGCAUUUUGUGGGGUGGAGGUCGGUGCUGCACGUUCUGUGUGUGGGGGACAUGGCUACUGCGCUGUGAAUCCCCUGGUGGGAGCAGGGGAGUGUGUCUGCGACCCCAACUACAUGCGCAACAGCAGCGAUAGCUUGGCCUGUGUGCCGGGAGCCGUGGGAGCAUCGCUGGCAUCGGACUCGGCCUAUGUGUCGCUGCAGAGCGCAGCCGCUGUGCUUUCCAACGGCUCCAUUCUUCUCACAGGAGGGGCGCCCAACCAGCAGGGAGCAGCGUUUGCCUCUCCCGCGCUGCGCCUCUUCUACUUCCCCAACAAGCGCUCCCUCUGUGGGAUUGAGCUCGCAUUCACCGCUGCCUUCAGCUUUGCCAUGCGCCCACCGGGCCAGGGGGCGGGUGGAGAGGGCCUUGCGUUUGUGGUGGCAGCAGCUGCUGCUGGCAAGGGGGCGAGUGUGGGGCUGGGAGGGGUGGGGAAGCGGAGUGUGGCGGUGGAGUUUGACUCGGUGCUGAGUGUGAAGCACAGCGACCCCAACGACAACCACGUGGGCGUCAAUGUGGGCGGCUCACCUGUGUCCCUCGCCUCUGCCACGGCCCCUCUCAUCCUCAACGACGCCCACACCAAGCACGCCUGGAUCCACUACGACCCCAACAACGGCGGCACCCUCCGAGUUUACCUCUCCUCCGAACCCGACGAGCCCUUCGCCCCCACCCUCACAGCGAGCGUGUCUCUCUGCUCCGUGCUCAAGCCCACUGCAUCCGACUCUCUCUUCCUCUUCGGCUUUGUUGCUCUUUCGGGCAGCCAGCCGCAAAGGCACACCAUCCUUUCCUGGACCUUCACCACUGGUGGUUAG
Molecule: messenger RNA, 1771 nt
Organism: Closterium sp. Yama58-4
Lineage: Eukaryota; Viridiplantae; Streptophyta; Zygnematophyceae; Desmidiales; Closteriaceae
Source: the annotation of a GenBank genome assembly